CUUCAGUUUUUAUUAUUUUAUGGUAUUUCUUCACUGUGAAAGGACACAAUGAGAAAAAGGUUUGCCUUUUCAUGCUGUCAAACUGCUUUGACACUCCCCAAUCAAUGAUUCACGUGUUUGUGCGGAUGGUUCCUUCAGCAUAAAAAGGUUCAGCUUAAACAAGAGUUAGCAUUCAUAACGAAGCCUUGCGACAACGUUUUAUCCUAUUUGGAGAAAUCAAAAACUUCAUCGGAAAGAGCAAAUCUGUAAAGAAACAACGUAACGAAUACAAGCAAACAAUCACAUCAACAUGAAUUACACUUUUGUAGUCAUCUUUCUGGUUUGUUUGAUAGGAUGUGACGCGCAAGUUUACACAGAUCAGGAUUUAGUCAAAUAUUGUAAUGAUUGUAUGAAGGAUGGGUCGUUAUCCACAGUGCGAGCUCAUCCAUAUCGUUGCGACUUUUUUAUAAUGUGUAUACCAACUGCCGGGGAUUACCGUGUCUCGGAAAUGGUUUGUUCAGAAGGUCUUUUCUUUGACGAAACUAAGAAAACUUGUGAUUGGAUAACCGAUCAGACGCAUUGCGUCAGAAAAUGUAAUGCAGGUGAUAAAUUUCGGCAUAAAUCCGACUGUAAUAACUAUUAUGAAUGCAAAAAUGGCGAAUUCGCAAUCAAGAAAAACACACCGUCGGAAACUUGUGGGAAACAUAAAAGAUUCAGUGAAAAAGCGCAAGCCUGCGUUGAAGAUAAAACGUGUGGUAAAAAGAAAGAUUGUAAUAUAAUCCAGAAUGAUUGUCCAAGCGGAUAUGUGCUUAUAGAGGAAGAUUGCAAAUGUGAAAAACGCAAAACUUGUGCCGAUCAAUAUAAAAUAACGCAAAAACUUGAAGUAUACCAGCAGUUGAAGGAUGGUGUAUGGAUCGAACUCAGGUGUAUUUCUGGUUACAAUUUCAACUUAACCACAUGUACCUGCUCUGAUAAGAUCUCUACCAUAUACGAUUGUCCCAGCAGUUACAAAAUUCACAAUGACAAAGACAAAUACUACGUCAAGAUGAACAACGUGGAUGUUUUACAAACAUGCCAGCCUGGACAUAACUUUAACAUAUCUGACUGUCAGUGCCACCCAUAUCAGAGCACCAAUAAUUGUCUUAAAAUAGACAUUCCCCUAGCGACUGAUACGAAAGAGGUCCAUGGAUCAUAUGUUCACGACGAGAAUGUCGAAGUUUCUAAUGGAUACGGAUACUUCAAUGGUUCUGCUUAUUUUGUUAUUCCAGCAUUAUCAGGCAACGAGUUUCCAGAUGAAUUUAAAUUUAGCAUAGAAUUCUUUCUGUUACCAAAUCAAUUAGGAAACACAGUUGCAAUUGCUGGUAAUGGUAGAUGUAACACCAGUCCAACUUUUUCGGUUUCUGUUGAGGUACCCUUUAAUAGUUCACCAUUGUUGGUGAUACAAAUAAAGACUAAUGGUACCAAUUCUGAGACAAAAAUGAGUGUGUCCUUCUCAACGUGGACAAAAUUGGUCAUAUUGAAAACUAAAAAUGGUAUGGAGUUGCGGCUAGAUGGUGUCCCUACAAUUAUUCCCGAUGUUGGCAAAGUCGACAGGCACCAGUGUGCAAUUGGUGCUGGAAAUAUGUCCAAUAUGAGCAACUUUGUUGGUCGUAUGAAAAACUUUUACUUUGCCAAAUGUUUGUAGAAAAGACGCAUUGAUGGUUAAUUAUCCGAACGAAAUACCGACAUGUUAACAAGCUUUUCCGAAAUUACUUUUCUUUCUUUCUUUUUUUAAAAAAUUUUUUUAUUUUACUGAAAUAAAAUUAUCUCGCAUGAAUUAA
This is a messenger RNA of Octopus sinensis (East Asian common octopus), 1799 nucleotides long. RefSeq names its product asparagine-rich protein-like. NCBI's taxonomy places the organism in Eukaryota, Metazoa, Mollusca, Cephalopoda, Octopoda, Octopodidae. Gene Ontology annotation, cellular component: extracellular region. The transcript is spliced from 10 exons. Gene Ontology annotation, molecular function: chitin binding. The coding region runs from base 290 to 1663 and encodes 457 amino acids. The record is from RefSeq and is a predicted model, not a curated record.